GGCCAGUCCCCCCCACUCCCUAAAAGCAGAAAGCGUGGCAGCGGAGGUGAUUUUGGCCGUGAAACGGCGUCGAAUGAGCGGAGGUCUCUUUAUUUCAGCGGGCGGGGGCGGUGACGGUUUGUGACGUCACUGGACCCCGGUGACGUCAUCGCACCCGCCCUUGCGUUUUUGGGCUGCACCGGCGUGGGCGACCGCUGGAUGGCAGCAGAGAAAUAUUUUCCCUCUAGUGGUUUUGCAGCCCGGAUGUGGAAGCUCCACUGUUACAGUAUUAAGGAAGCGCCCAUGAUGUGGAAAUCUUUUCUGCCCAACCUGCUUUGUCUCCUCCUCCUCCAAUUGAAGCUUUGCCUCUCGCUGAGACAAUGCAGAUGGUUUGCGGCACUCACUGAAACUAAGGCUAUUGAAGGACUCCUAAGCAGCUACAUCUACCAGGAAGAACUUCGCAGUGUGGCCGAGAGCUUCUAUGAUCUCAAAGAUUCACCAGUAGAUCCCAGUGACACCAAUGCAAAUUACUAUGGAUUUCCAUACUGCCUGAAAAUAUUUCUAAUUUGCAUCUAUCGGACGGUAGACAUGGCUAUUCGGGUGGGCCACUACAGCGGACUGAAUCCAAUCGUGAGGGUCUCUUUUGUAGAGCCCGUCAAUCCCGUGCGCCAGAAACAAGAACGUUUACGGAUUGAAAUGGUGGCUGCCCCAUACCGGAUAAACGAUUCAAAUUGUGAUAGCGAGGAAGUUUGCACGAUGUGCUGGUUCACGCCGAUGCCCUUCUUGAACGGCAGUGUUGUGAACCGCAUUAUGGUGAGGACUAAUGGCUUUGGGCUCCCUAUACUCAACAGGAGGUUGUACAUUAACAUAAAUGGAUUUAUGCAACCAUCUGAGAAAGACGAAAUAUUCACGAUUGGGGACAAGCUGUACGACACGGACAAUAUCUUUGGGCUGAACGAUCCGUCGCGCCCCUUGUGGUUCACUUACCAGCGAGCGCCUGUGCUUAUCCUGGGAGGGAUCCCCGAGAAGAAGAUCAUCGUCAUCUCAGAUACGAACUUCGAUAGCUCUCACAUCUUAGAGGUGGCCAUCGACAGCUGCUGGAUCGGCUCCCUUUCCUGCCCGCAGGGAAAAUUCUCCUCCUCCAUUGUAGAUGCCAUCGCUACCGAAAGCACUCUCUUCAUCCGACAAAACCAACUGGUCUAUUACUUUACAGGGAAUUAUCCACUUUUACACCUAAAAACCAAAGGAACUGAUCUGUGGACACGGAUCUUGAACAACGUCUGCGUGAAGAAGCUGGUUCCCGUCUUCUUCCCUCACAAUAACACCGAAUACCUGAUCGCCCUCAGUGGCGGUUCUCAGGAAGGGGAAUUCUUCCUUAUAAGUUGCAAAGAUGGGAUUGUGAAGGCGAGUGGCUCCUUAAGAGAAAAGGGGAAGACCUUAUGCCAUAAUAUCUAUGGACGUUCAUGCAAGGUUUUAUGGGCCUUGUUGACAGAGGGAAACAUGUUCCAUUUGCUGACGACUCGCCCGAGCGGAAUUCGUCGUUACGUUGUUUCAUACGACAGAGAGCGGAAACAUUUUGAUCUAGUGUACAAAAUCCCUUCCCGUGUACCUAAAGCCUCUGAUAAAGGGUUUGUGAUGCUCCUGGGCACCGAGAAAUACACAGACCAAACCCUGAUCGCACGAGGCCUGGCUUACAACCCCUUCAGCAAGUCUUUUUAUAUUUGGGGGAACGUGAUCUUGCAAAGCCAAGAUAAGAUAAAUUACAUCUACCUUUCCAAUUUCCCGAGUGACUCUCCCAUCAAGGAUUUUGUCCUCUCUUUUACUGGGCGUUUUGCUGUUAUGACAGACCGGGAGGAACUCUGGGUGUCGAGCGAAAACGGCAUUGCAUUUAAAAAGGUUUACCCUUCGGAUGCCUGGCAUAAGUUGAGUGCUCUCAAUAGGAUGAGAGGGUCCACAAAAUAUGCCAUCUCAGCCAAACAUUCCAUCAUCAGCAUCUACUAUGACGAGACUGGCUUGCAAGAGCUGAUUUUUAUGGUGGAUGGCCGUGGCAGACAAAAAUUCAUGAAAAGGGAUUUCCCUGUAGAUACUGUCCUGACGUACGACCUCUUGAUCAGCACACCUCACAAAAAGAUGACGUUCAAUGGGAAAGACUACAUCCGAUUCACCCAUCGCUGCCCCUUCGCUGCGUUGCGUAUGGUGGAUCUGCCGCCCCCGCAGCGCUUCACCCGAUUGGAGCAUUACUGGGCCACGCCUCCAGACGUCAUGGAGAAAUCUGGAUUGCAUCACGAGAAGUCGGUCACCGUCUACCAGGGCCUGGUCUACCAGUUGCUUCAGCUGCAUUCAUCGUAUCACAGACCUUAUGCAGACCCCGUCCAUGACCCGACCUGGCGCUGGUGGAAAAACCAGAAAGAAGAGGCCGAAUAUUUUAACUACAAGGCAAGCAACAGGAAAUCGUUGGGAGGUAUCUACAUCAACAUGGCCAACUAUGCCAAAAUUUACAACUUGAUGCCAGAAAACGAGCUGCCCAAAAAUAUCUAUCUGGACAAGAAAACUGCCUACUCUUUUAACGUGUUCCUGUCCAUCAGAACAGCCAGAGAGAGCCUGGGAGAAACGGCUGAGGAAAAUUCCCUCCACUACAUCUGGCUGUCUGUUAUUCUGGCCCAUCCCGAGUAUGUCGAGGCAGAACUGCAGAGGCACGAACUCAUCAGCCGAGGCUCGGUGUUGUAUUGGGUAACCAUUAGAGACAAUGGGAAUUACCCAAUGCAGCAACUCAGUGGGAAGAACCUUCUGAAAAGCUCAGCUGUCAUAAAGGUGGUCAAUUCGGAAAUGGCCUGUUAUCACCAUGCGAACCUGUCCCCAGAGUUGAAGGGUACCGAUACAUUGAGGAUUCAUAUUGGAUGCCCCCCAGGCAAGAGAUUGGCGUUUGACAUCACUCAUACGAAGAAUUACACCACGGAGAAGAACAAGCGCUACUUUGACUGUGUUGAGCCAGAUCCAGAAAUGCCCUGUUUUUUCUUCAGUGAUGUGUUCUACCCAUUCUUCUUGAUCCAAGACAUGGUGACCGGAGACUCGGGACAAUUCCAUGGCAGCUACCUCUUUAGCAUCAUUGGCGGAGGUGCCUUUUCGCAGAGCAACAUCAGAUACUUCACUGAGGAAGAGAUCGUAAAAUACAACACUGACAGUAAUUCGUCAGCUUUGAUAUGGGCGAGAGCCGAUAUAGAAAUUGAAGAAAUCAACAAGGAAGGAUUCCCAGUCCUCUCAGAAACCAACUCUGGAAUUGUGUGGAUUUGUCAGAAAAAUUCUCCGUGUUACGAUAUCGUCCCCCAAAGUAUGGCCACUCCCGAUUAUUACUUUGUGAUCAAAGUAUCCAACAGGGGGGUCGACCAAACCACCUACUGCGACUAUGCCUUGGAGUUCAUGGUCCACAUCCAUGGCCUGCGCCUCAGCCCCACCCGUGCCCUGUACAUAAUGAAGAUUUCAAUGGCUAUUGUCAUCGGACUGGUCAUUCUGUAUAUCUUCGUUGACAUAGUGGCCCCUCCGGUUAAAGACUACUGCAACAAGAUGUUAAAGAAACUGGAGGAAACGAUUGCAUUUCGGGCUGAAUCCAGCCUCACCUUCUCCUCUUCCUUCACCAGUCAAGGAUCCCUUCAGCACCUGCCUUCUGACAUCAGUUCUGGGGAGCCCACCACUGACCCCAUCAGUCACCACAGGAAAUGGCCACAGCACCAUGGGGCACUACACUAGAGCUGCCGUGAUUUGCCAGAUUCAUCGGGCUGCGAGGUUUUUCUGGGGCCUGGGUCUGUCAUCUUUUAUCUGCGUUGUUGUCCAAGAAAGAUCAACUCCUUUAUCAUCCUUUCUCAAGGAUGGAGGGGAGGAAAUUUUUAAGCACCAGCUUACUGAUUUUGGGAAGAAGGUUGCACUGCGAGGCUGCAAAGUCAUCUAUGGCAGGGGUCUCCAACCUUGGCUCCUUUAAGACUUGUGGACUUCAACUCUCAGAAUUCCUCAGUCAGCUUUGCUUUGCUGGCUGAGGGAUUCUGGGAGUUGAAGUCCACAAGUCUUAAAGUAGCCAAGGUUGGAGACCCCUGAUCUAUGGCCAGUACCACACCUAUCAAGAUCAAUUGACACACCAAAAGUAGGCAACUAUCACAGCCACGGAAACCCUCCUGAAACGCAGCCGAAGUGUCUUUUUCAUUGAGGGUGGAGGGAUCAGUCAGGAACAGAUCUUGAGUUUUAUUUAAUUUAAUUUAAUGUAUGUAUUUAUUUGAUUCGUUUGGCACCCAUCUCACGUCGAGGCGACUCCAGACGGCUUAGAAACAUGACUAGGUUUUGGUAUGUUAUUGCUAUUAUACUGCCGAUUCUCCACCUCUUCUGUUUUCUAAAAAAAAUGUACUCCUUUACCCUCUGAUUCUCAGCUGCUGCAGCUCUGCGUCUCGACGCUGGGAACUGUUACAGGGUUAAAUUAAACAAGGGGGUAGCCAUUAAAAAAAAAAGUGGAUGAUUGAUGAGAGAGCAAGUUUCUGAUUUUCCUGUUCAUAGUUCCUGACCUGGUUUUGUUUUAAUAAA
Molecule: messenger RNA, 4542 nt
Organism: Ahaetulla prasina
Lineage: Eukaryota; Metazoa; Chordata; Lepidosauria; Squamata; Colubridae
Gene: CATSPERG
Product: cation channel sperm associated auxiliary subunit gamma
Exons: 30
Coding region: 199-3723 (1174 amino acids)
Cellular component (GO): CatSper complex; sperm principal piece; motile cilium
Source: RefSeq, a predicted model, not a curated record